GACAGCCCGGUCUCCAGUCAGUGUCAGACACUCUGAUCAGAUGCGUUUACCUCAUAUGCUCCAGUCCCGUUACAUUCAGUUUGACUUCGCGUAUUUAUUCCCAAACCUCGGGGUUGAUGUGUUUAAACGCACACUGUAGAUUUAAAUCCAGACAAUUAUUUACUCGCAUAUUUUACCUGGGCUGCACAGCACCUGAUGUCGGCAUAGGCACGCGCUCGCAAGGAUUAUCAUCUUAGAACUAGAGCCAUGGAGACAGUCAUUCACUUUAUGAAUGACUCUGUAGAGUUUUAUAAAUGGAGCCUUACCAUAGCAGAUAAGCGUGUGGAGGAAUGGCCCAUGAUGUCGUCUCCGCUCCCCACACUGGGGAUCAGUGUUCUAUACCUGCUCUUCCUGUGGGUCGGACCCCUUUACAUGCAGAACCGGGAGCCUUUUCAGCUCAGAAAAACCCUCAUUGUGUACAACUUCAGCAUGGUGCUGCUUAACUUCUACAUCUGCAAAGAGCUGCUUCUGGGCUCCAGAGCGGCUGGAUACAGUUACCUCUGCCAGCCUGUGAACUACUCCAAUGAUGUGAAUGAAGUCAGGAUAGCGUCAGCACUAUGGUGGUACUACAUCUCUAAAGGGGUGGAGUUUCUGGACACAGUUUUCUUCAUCAUGAGGAAGAAGUUUAAUCAGGUCAGCUUCCUGCACGUCUAUCACCACUGCACAAUGUUCAUCCUGUGGUGGAUCGGCAUCAAGUGGGUUCCUGGCGGACAGUCUUUCUUUGGUGCUACGAUUAAUUCAGGCAUUCACGUUCUGAUGUACGGAUACUACGGCUUGGCAGCGUUUGGACCGAAGAUCCAGAAGUACCUGUGGUGGAAGAAAUACCUCACUAUUAUUCAGAUGAUCCAGUUCCACGUCACCAUUGGCCACGCCGCUCAUUCUCUCUACACGGGUUGCCCAUUCCCGGCCUGGAUGCAGUGGGCUCUGAUUGGCUACGCCGUCACAUUCAUCAUCCUGUUUGCCAAUUUCUACUACCAGACCUACCGCCGCCAGCCACGCCUCAAGACGGCCAAAACUGCUGUGAACGGCAUCUCCAAUGGCACCAGCAAGACAUCGGAGGUCACAGAAAACGGAAAGAAACAGAAGAAAGGAAAAGGAAAGCAUGAUUGAAAAGAAACAAGACAGUAAGAGGAAAAACACUGGGUCUCACGGGCUUCAAGAAUAGCCAUGUCUCAACUGCUACAGACUGUUUGGUAAUUCAUAGCAAACUACUCUGAGAAGUUUCGUUAUCAUUUGGUGGGAAUAGUCCGUUUUCCUUCACAAAAUCGCAUGCUUUUCCACAAAAACAGAAAGCUAAUUCUCUUGAAUGUUUUUAUUUAGUAUAAGCAGCAGAUGAAAGAUUCUUACAUAAAUGGUUUGGCUGGACGCUUCACGUGUGCUUCCUCUGGUCUCGAUGACAGCCAGCUUUCCUGAAAGACUGAGCCCUUCAACAAAUGAUAAUGAGAAAGAGUCGUUAUGCAAGUCUGAAUCACUUCCAUAAAACACGAGGAUAAUCCCACUUUCUAGUUUUUUUAUAGCUAUCAUGAUUGUCUGUUUGAAUCUUCGGUUGUAGUGAAACAGUGGUGUUUAAGGGCUCAGGUCAAUGUUAUUAAAAUGGCAACAUGGUUCUACCAAAGAAAAUUGCCGUACAUUUGGUGGGUUUAUAUUCUUGCAUUAGAUCAUGUCAUUAUUUGAAUUUAAUUUCCUGUUCAAAACAAGUUCCUGAGAUUUGCGUGCAGUAAUGUCAGUGUCAUGGCUAUAUACUCAGGUAGUUUCAAAGGUUUUUGUUCCACAUGUAAAAUUGGACACAUAUACUGCAUACAAACACACACUUGUGUCCUUAAUGUCUGUUCGGGUAUGUGUACUCCUAUUGCUUUGUGCAUGUAGCUUUUAUUACGAUUUUGCAAGUUAUAUUACAUUACAGUUAUACUUAUUUUGCUUUUUGUUCCCUUUUAUGAAAAAAAAAAAGGUUCCUGUGUUAAUACAAUCCCAUGAUUGGAAAAAAGGGUAGACAAAAGAUGUUUGAAAACAGCUAUAUAUUUUCUGUAUGACAAUCUUAAAUUCACACAGGAAGCUGUGUUUGUGAUCUGUAAAUUGUGUACAACUGAUUCUUACAAAUGUCAACGUUCCUCUUAUUGUAAACAAAUAUAUCAGUUUAUACAGAACUGAAUGAAAUAAACAGGAUGUCAACC
Molecule: messenger RNA, 2210 nt
Organism: Carassius auratus (goldfish)
Lineage: Eukaryota; Metazoa; Chordata; Actinopteri; Cypriniformes; Cyprinidae
Gene: elovl4b
Product: ELOVL fatty acid elongase 4b
Exons: 7
Coding region: 247-1149 (300 amino acids)
Biological process (GO): very long-chain fatty acid biosynthetic process; fatty acid elongation, monounsaturated fatty acid; fatty acid elongation, polyunsaturated fatty acid
Cellular component (GO): endoplasmic reticulum membrane; endoplasmic reticulum
Molecular function (GO): fatty acid elongase activity
Source: RefSeq, a predicted model, not a curated record